Molecule: messenger RNA, 2442 nt
Organism: Phaeoacremonium minimum UCRPA7
Lineage: Eukaryota; Fungi; Ascomycota; Sordariomycetes; Togniniales; Togniniaceae
Product: putative c6 transcription factor protein
Exons: 6
Coding region: 1-2442 (813 amino acids)
Biological process (GO): DNA-templated transcription; regulation of DNA-templated transcription
Molecular function (GO): DNA-binding transcription factor activity, RNA polymerase II-specific; DNA binding; zinc ion binding
Source: RefSeq, a predicted model, not a curated record
AUGCAGGUAUGCGGGAAGGCCUUUGGUCGGGCCGAUCUCCUCAAGAGGCACCGCUCCAACCACGACGAGAACGACAGUUCGACCAAGCGCAGGCGAAUCAACUCGUCUCCCAGCGCCGGACGAGUUGCCCAUGCCUGCCAGGCGUGCGCAAAGGCCCGAGUCAAGUGCGAGGAAUCCAAGCCCUGCACACGCUGCCGGAACAGGAACCUCACCUGCGAAUAUGCCUCCUCCGAGGCUGGCUCCGCUGCUGCCAUGCACUUGCUUCACCUCUCUGCGAAUGGACAAGGCGUCACCUCGGCGCCGGUGUCAUCGGCUGGCACCCAGCAGCCCCUGGGCGAGGAAGCUCAGCUCCCAACUCCAGAGACCUUGAUGGACCAAAACAAUUCGGAGGUAUACCAGAACAACGCCAUGUUGGACAUGGCCAGACUGCCGUUUUCGGAUUUCCUUCGCGAUAUCCUCUACGAGCAGUCACUGGAGUCGGCGAAGAUGGAAGAGACACAGGGCCUAGCCGUGUUGGACUUCAAUGACGAUAGCAAUCUGGAGCUAACCGACGUCGACUUUGGCUUGCUCGAUACCUGGAAUGUCGAUGGCAUGCUUGCCUCGAAUAUGAACAUGCCCGAUUACCGACUGUGCGUAGAAGACUCGACAGAUAUGUCGAAGAUGCGACAGCGGCUUGUCAAGGUGUGGACUGAGUCACCAUGGCGAUUCAUACCUGGGAAGACCGACAGCGGCUAUUGCGAACAGAACAGCUUGCCGCUACCGUCAGGGGAUACGAAUGGCCGACAGUUCCAGGAGAGCCGGAUGAGGGUCGACCGUGUGAUCGCUGACAAGAUGGAGCCGCCCUCGCGGGACAAGAUUCUAGCCAUCGUUCUCAGCACUUGCAAAAGCAAUUCGAUCAUGGCUCGUGUCGCCUCUUCCUUUCCUUCGACAGACGUCAUGGAUUCACUGGUACACAUCUUCCUAGCCUCUCACCUAUGUCAGAUCUCAGAGUGGAUACACUACGGCUCCUUCGCGCUGAAUGCACAGUGGCCGGAGUGGCUGGCUGUUGCUGCAUCCGCAGGGGCCACACUUGCCCCCGUACAAACACUAAGGAGGUUCGGGUUUGCUCUUCAGGAGGCAGUCCGUAUCACAAUACCAGCUAGAUUCGAGGAUAAUAACUUGACAAUUGAGGAUAUUGGCCUCGUACAAGCUCUGGUUCUCGGCCAGGACAUUGGCCUUUGGAGUGGCAACAGGCGAAAGAUGGAAAUCGCCGAGUGUCAUGUGCAAAUUCCAAUUGCAAUGAUGCGUGGCAGAGGUGUCUUCCAACGUUCCACGUACACAACCAUUUAUGUGGAUCCCAACGAUGAGGGGGAUGUCCUCGAGGCCAAAUGGAAGAAGUGGUAUCGGAGGGAACUCGCCUUUCACGCCUACCUAAGAGACGCACAGACCUCAAUGACAACUCUCACCAAUCCGGUAAUGUCGUACGCAGAACUCACACUGCCUCUGCCUGAGGCCCGCGAACUCUGGUUCGCGAAAACAGCACAGGAAUGGAAGAUGCACUACAUCGAGAGACAAGCCGCCCAGAGCAAAAGACCGCCUUCCCUCGGUGAUCUUUUCCGCGAUAUCAAUCUCCUGGCGGCAAACCAUCAGCGGCUGGAUGUGCAAUAUGCCUUGUCGAUCUACUUGUACGGCUUCUGGUCGUUGAUCUGGGAAUACCGACAGUUGAACGCUAUCCAUAGAUCAAGCGCGCAGUCACCUAAUCCUGCAGGCAACCCAAACUUGCUUCUGCUGAGCUCUCGACAUCAGGAGUUGUGCAAAUCUUUGCAAACUUUUCAGUUGGUAACGUCUGGAUGGCAUGAAAUGCUCUCCGCGCAGGAGAGCCUUCUCCUAAACCUCCUAAUGCUAUAUCUACACGUGUCACUAGAUGACCUACAACUCUUUUCAGGCAAGGAAGGCGAGGACCAAGCGCGCAGAGUAUAUCCCACUCUACAGAAUUGGGCAGAUAGCCCCGAAGCCCGUCAGGCACUAUGGCAUGCCGGCCAGGUCCUUCGAUUUGCGAAGAACUAUCCGCCUGGGCAUCUGAAGGAUUUCCACGCCAUUGCGGUGCACCACGCGGCCCUGGCCCUCUGGACCCACGGGGUUAUCACGAAGGCGAUAAGACGCAACGCAGCCCACGUCGUGCAGGAGCCAGUGUAUCUUGAUGGACUUGAUUCAACCCAGGUUCACCGAUUCACCGGCUUCGGUCAGGGCAAGCCAGUGAUUCGCGGCCCAAACUCACAGCAGCCGGGAGAGACAAGCGUGGGAGAGUCGUACCUAGAGGACACCAAGUCCUGCAUGGAUGUGGUGGAAGAGAUUCUCCGUACAAAUUUCCAUAUCGAGGAGCAGUUGCCCCCGAUUGUAGAAAACCUCUGUCACUUGAUCAAGCAGUUAGGUAAUGCGGCUUGGGCAGUAGGCUUAACGUAA